Messenger RNA from Strigops habroptila (Kakapo), 2496 nucleotides. RefSeq names its product lengsin, lens protein with glutamine synthetase domain (gene LGSN). Gene Ontology annotation, molecular function: glutamine synthetase activity. NCBI's taxonomy places the organism in Eukaryota, Metazoa, Chordata, Aves, Psittaciformes, Psittacidae. The record is from RefSeq and is a predicted model, not a curated record. The coding region runs from base 1 to 2496 and encodes 831 amino acids. Gene Ontology annotation, cellular component: membrane; cytoplasm. The transcript has 4 exons.
AUGCUGAUCACCAUGAAACAUAACCCCAGUGCCAUGUCUGUUUCUGCCAUCCUCCCACUGCUGCCUAUUGAUCUGGACCCCAGAUUUCAUAGGCUCUUUUCAGCAAACACAUCUGAAAGGGACAAUGAUGAAGUUGACGGCAACAAUAUAUGUGGUUUCAGAAAGAAAAAGGGAAUUAAAGGUCCAACAAAGUACAUUCCUCCUCUAGAAAAUGAAAAGAUGGAGCUGUCCUGCAUUUCAGAAAUCCCAGAUCCGUGUCCUCAUCAAGAAGCUACUGGUUGCUCAGAACCACCAUCAGAACCACCGUCAGACCUAUCUCUAUCUCUUCAAAACCUGACUACCUCUCCUUUAGUACAAAAGGGCAGAGGGGGUUGUGACAGUUCCCAUACUGACAGCAGAGUAAAAGAAGGCAUGUCUGGAGAAACAAGAGAAAACCAGGAAAAUGAUGACACUGGGAAAAGAAUAUUAGGGCAAAUGGAUGAGGAAAUAGAUAUACCCACUAAAACAGAGCAGCCCACAGGUGAGCAACCUGCAAGGAGUGCAGGGAAAGCUGCAUGCACAGAGGCAGCGCACAGGGGAGAGCACGAUGAGAAAGCAGAGAGUAAGCAAGAACAGUGUGGGGUGGAAGAAAGACAUGUCAAGUUUCACGUGACAAAGGUGGGCUCCCUGGAUGGUACUGUAACCAUACAAGGACACGGUACUGCAGAGUCCUUCCCAGGGGCACCUGGCAUUUCUAAACUAAGUGUGCAAGAGCUGAAAAACCUGCUGAGUGAAGGUUCUCUGUCUGCUCCUGAGCCCAAUUACAGUGGCAAGGCAGGUGGCACUUUUCCUCAGAAAAACGUGAAACCCCGGGAGAAAACAGCUGACAAGCAGGGCCGACCCUUUGAGGCUUUUAGUCCCCUUUUUGGUGAGGAGAACCGAAAGUACCAUGGCUUCCACAAGGAGGGAGUGGGGCAGCAAAGCAAACCUCUGCUGGUCCUUAGCUCUGCUGGGUCUGAUCAGCAGCAACCAGUGGGAAGCGACGUGGAUCAACUCAUUCUGGGACUACCCGUGGCUUCUCCACAUGCAGAAAGCACAGCUACCGGGAUUCCCUUUGACUCCUCUGCAGGCCAUGCUGCACCCAGCAGAGAGCCUGAUGUAAACGGCCUCAGAAGUCCAACUCUCCUUCAACUAUUCUCUCAUAUUGAAUUUAUUAAGCAGCAGAUGGCCAGGGACAACGUACAGUUUGUUAGGUUUGAAUCAAUAGACCUCCAUGGUGUGUCAAGAUCAAAGAAUAUUCCUUCUCGCUUUUUUCAUGAGAAAGCAAUUCAUGGUGUUGCCAUGCCCAGAAGUUAUCUUGAGCUGACGCUGAAUCCUAAAGAUAAUGAAUUAGAUUACAUAAAUGCAACCAAUUUUAAUUGUGACAUAAUCCUGAACCCGGAUUUAUCAACGUUUCGAAUACUACCCUGGACUGAGCAGACUGCAAGAGUGAUAUGUGAUUCCUUCACCGUGCUGGGUAACCCGCUAAUGACCUCACCAAGGCACAUUGCCAAGAAACAGCUGAGCCAGCUUCAGGACAAUGGCUUUUCUCUGCGCUCUGCCUUCACUUAUGAAUUUUGUAUUUAUGGUAUUACUGAGGUUGUAAAUUCAAAGACAAUAUCCUUUCCUGCAGCGACGAUACUAAAUAACCAUGACCAGACUUUCAUUCAGGAGCUCAUUGAAGGAAUGUAUUAUGCUGGUGCCAACAUUGAAAGCUUUUCUUCUUCCACUGGGCCUGGGCAAAUGGAGAUCACUUUUCAUCCAGCAUUUGGCAUAGAUGCUGCUGACAGUGCUUUCACAUUUAGAACAGGCAUUAAAGAGGUGGCUAAGAAGUAUAACUAUGUGGCUAGUUUUUUCUCAGAAUCAGGAUUCUACAACUCAGGGGCUCUGUCACAUAGCCUGUGGGAUUUGAACGGCCAGAAGAAUUUGUUUUCUGCUGGUUAUGGAGUUGAGGAGCUCUCAGAUAUUGGAAAAAAUUGGUUAUCAGGUCUCUUGGCACACACAGCAGCUAUCAGCUGCUUGAUGGCUCCUACCACCAGCUGCCGUAAGCCUUUUUCUAAAUACAGUAAAGAAUCAAAAGACACUGUAAAUGCAAAAUGGGCAUAUAAUGAUAACAGCUGUGCCUUUAAUGUCAAAUGUGAUGGUGGAAAAGGCACUCACAUAGAGAAUAAAGUAAGUUCUGCUGCAGCAAACCCUUACCUGGUGCUUGCUGCUACUAUUGCUGCAGGUCUAGAUGGAAUAAAGAGAGAACUUAGGUAUGAUGGUAUGCUCCAAGAAGAAAAUCACACUGCUGAUCUGAAACAUUCAUCAGUCCCUCUGAAACUAGAAGAUGCUCUUGUUGCACUCAAGAAAGAUUCUUGCAUUAAGGAAGCAUUAGGCGAAACUUUUAUCCGAUACUUUGUUGCUAUGAAACAUUAUGAGUUAGAAACUGAAGAAAUGGAUAGUGAAAGGAAUAAAUGCUUGGGGUAUUUUAUUUAG